AUGGGACUUCGAGAGGGCUUUCGAGAGUUGUGGGACGACAUGUUUUCUUAUCGUACUCUAAAAGUGGUUAAAAUAAGUGACAAGCGUUUAGCAUAUGUUCAUAAGUCUUUAAUGGCUUUGAUUUUAGUCUAUGCGGGAGUUUCUAUGAUUGGUGGUCACACUUAUAUGCUACUAGAAACACCUGGAAUGUACAUCUCUACUGAUGUUUCCGAUACAAAAAGAAUGCUUGAUUUUAAUCAGGCGGCGUCAACAUACUGUAACAAAACUAUCACGGAUUAUGCCGGUGAUCCACCUUUUAUGGAUUCUUUCCACGAUAAUAUUUGCAAGAACUUCAGUACUUCUGAAAUAGUGAGUGUUUCUGCAAAUUCUAUAUUUGUGGGUACACACGUAAAGGAGACAAACUUUCAGCGAGAGUGCAACACCAGCACGGAUUUGUGCUCCACUUUGCCACAAUAUGAUACAUCAAAGAACUAUUUUGCCACAAAUCCUGAAAACGUUACAUUUCAGUUCAAGACCACUCUAGAUACAAGUUGGUUUACAAGUGCUCCCUCUUUAAUCUAUAUCAAAGAUAAUCAGACGAAUACCAUACUCACCGUCGACUCGGAAUCUGCUGUUGUUAGUGAGAGGUACCCGUCUUUUAGUGUUGACGAACUACUUGAGCUCGCAGGAGUGAAACUGGAUGAUAGAAACGAGUUAGUGGUACGAACUGAUUCUUUUGUUCCACCGUUCCCGCUUUAUCGACUGACCGGAAUACGACUCAGUAUUGAUUGGACUUUCAGUAAUUUUCGUCCCAUGUCUAGUUUACAACCUUUUGAUUAUCGUAUUCUCGCAGAUGUCUCAGUUUCAUCCAGCAGUAAAGGAUAUCUUGUGAACACUGUGGAAACAGUACAUUUUUCUGGGGAGCCAGACGAUGUUACUUCGAGUGGCACAAUCUUGGAAUUUCGAGGGGUCGAAAUCGAAUUCAGAUCUAAUGGUCUGCUUGGGAAAGCUGAUUUUUAUACCACAAUGAUGGCUCUAAUGUCGUGUUUCAUCAUGGUUUCGGUUGCUACAACAGUAGUAGACAUUAUAGGAGCUUUCAUUUACGAUUCUUUCAAAAAUGACAAAAUAGAAGAUGACGGUGAAAGGCAGCACUUGGAGCACAUGAUUUUGAAUCUCGAGACAGUAGGUGUGCCGUUCAAUCACGAUGAUUUACAAGUCCUUCCCAACGUAUCAAUAAAGGAAUUUUUGCAGCUCUUGCAACGCGAUAUUGUGAAGCUGAAUUCUCUCGCUUUGCAUAUCAGUAGAGACCUCACAGAAGCUGGCUUCAAUCGUCAUGCUUCCUCAAAAAAGUCUUUCAGUGACGCUGGUACAAAUAAGCAAGUUCGAUACAAGUGUUACUUAAUUGGUCCGGACAAAUCUGAAAUUUAUCUGACUGGUGGGCCCCAAACAAUUGGACGUGGAAACGGUAACUGUAUCUCAAAGCGAAUUUCUCACAAGCAGUUAAGUAUACUGGCAAACACAUAUAAUGGUACUGCUAUACUUCGAGGGCUUCACACCAAAAAUAUGUCUGGUAUUGCUAUUUCUGGCGGGGCAUGGCAGCCAAUAAGUGGAAACGAUGAGGUAGAGUUAGAAGAUGGUGAUAUGAUAGCGUUGCUUUUAGAUGAGAAAAAUCAGGAGACAUCUGUCGAGGGAGUGUUUGUGUACAGGUCAGAAUCUCUUGUUGGGAAAAAAGCGAAGAGCGGCUGGCUUGAUUGGGUCCUUUAG
This is a messenger RNA of Bathycoccus prasinos, 1743 nucleotides long. RefSeq lists its product with no specific name. NCBI's taxonomy places the organism in Eukaryota, Viridiplantae, Chlorophyta, Mamiellophyceae, Mamiellales, Bathycoccaceae. Gene Ontology annotation, molecular function: protein binding. Bases 1 to 1743 code for a protein of 580 amino acids. The record is from RefSeq and is a predicted model, not a curated record. The transcript has 2 exons.